Molecule: messenger RNA, 6240 nt
Organism: Frieseomelitta varia
Lineage: Eukaryota; Metazoa; Arthropoda; Insecta; Hymenoptera; Apidae
Gene: Mi-2
Product: chromodomain-helicase-DNA-binding protein Mi-2 homolog
Exons: 24
Coding region: 264-6173 (1969 amino acids)
Biological process (GO): chromatin remodeling; negative regulation of transcription by RNA polymerase II
Cellular component (GO): chromatin; nucleus
Molecular function (GO): ATP binding; ATP hydrolysis activity; ATP-dependent chromatin remodeler activity
Source: RefSeq, a predicted model, not a curated record
UGACGAAUCGCGUGAAAGAAGAAGCGUAGAGCAGUAGGUGCACAUCGGUGCACGUACGAGACGAGGUGACGGCACGCUUGUAAACCGACAACGCGCCGCAAUCAUCAAGCCCCCGAGCCUUUUUCAUGUCGUAUUUUCGUACCGUUUGCCAACGGUGAGCGUCUCUAUCGGUCGGCGAGCGAGCUCUCGGAUCGAUCUCGCGAUCGUGUGCGUGUGCGUUUCUCUCGGGCGUCUGGUAGUUCGUCAGGAGGAUACCGGAGGAUAUGGCAUCCGACGAGGAGGUGGACGAGAGCUACGCGGGGGAAGAUGACAUAGAUGAAACUGGAGGUCAAGUUUCGAAUGUUAACCAACAAGUGGAUGGUUCAUCCGAUGCAGAAGAAUCUCAAAGACUAGAAGAAGAUGAUGAUUACGAACCAGAGGAGAGAAAGAAGAAAAAAGGAAAGAAACGGAAAGCUCGUAGUGAGGAUAAGAAGGGGAAGAAAAAAAAGAAAAAGAAAAAAUCUGAUUCUGGAGAUGAAAGUGAUUUUGGAGCAGCUGGAGAAACUGGUGAUGUAGCUGGAGAUGAUAGCGACUAUGCUGGAAAUAGAAAAAGUAGGAAAUCCUCUUCCAGAAAGUCAUCUAGUCACAAUCCACCAGCCCCUUCUAGCCAGGAACCCACGACAGGAAUGCCCACAAUCGAGGAAGUCUGUAACACUUUUGGAUUGACCGAUGUACAAAUUGAAUAUACCGAUGCAGACUUUCAGAAUUUAACUACUUACAAAUUGUUCCAACAACACGUCAGGCCACUUCUCGCAAAGGAGAAUCCAAAAGUUCCAAUGUCGAAGCUUAUGAUGCUAGUGGCUGCCAAAUGGCGUGAUUUUUCCGAGCUAAAUCCUCACACGCAGCCGGACGCGGACGUAUCUUCUGCGAAUGUGGAUGAGGACAGCAGAAACGCGAGGGCAAAUCGCAGUGGCGCAGUUCAGGAAGGUGAAGAUGAGGAAGAUGACGACGAGGACAGCGAUAGAAAGCGGAAAUCACGAGGAUCCAGGGCAAAGAAGGGGAAGAAAGCUUCCAAAGUACCGACGCUCAAGAUCAAGCUUGGUAAACGCAAACGGGGAAGUUCAGACGAGGAAGCAGAAGGUAGUGGCGUUGGUACCGAUAGAGAUUCGGACAUGGAAUUCGAACAGAUGCUGGCAGACGCGGAGGAACCUACUGGCGUAGACGGGACGAACAAAGGAAACGCGGAGGAAAGCGGUGUUGAACCACCGGCAGAACCGCCCGUUCGCAGGAAGGCAAAGACCAAAAUCGGAAAUAAGACCAAGAAAAAGAAAAAGACAAAGACCACAUCGAAGUUCCCAGAUGGGGAGGAAGGUCUUCAGACUGAUCAUCAAGAUUAUUGCGAAGUGUGCCAACAAGGUGGAGAAAUUAUCUUGUGUGAUACAUGCCCUAGAGCUUAUCACUUGGUAUGUUUAGAACCCGAACUGGAAGAGACUCCGGAAGGAAAAUGGAGUUGUCCUCAUUGCGAAGGAGAAGGUAUUGCAGGUGCCGCUGAGGACGAUGAUGAGCACAUGGAGUUUUGCAGAAUAUGCAAGGACGGUGGUGAAUUGCUGUGCUGUGAUAGCUGUACUAGCGCAUACCACACGCACUGUUUAAAUCCACCGCUUUCGGAGAUUCCUGACGGUGACUGGAAGUGUCCCAGAUGUUCUUGUCCACCGAUACGUGGAAAAGUUGCCAAGAUUUUAACAUGGAGGUGGAAGGAAUGCCCAGAAACACCUUCGGAAGAGCCGUCAACGAGUAAGGCUGCUCCAAAGCAACGCAGAAUGCGUGAAUUCUUUGUGAAAUGGGCAGACAUGUCUUAUUGGCAUUGUGACUGGAUUACAGAACUACAGCUUGAUGUUUUUCACCCUCUUAUGUUCAGAAAUUAUUCACGAAAGUAUGAUAUGGAUGAACCACCGAAGUUGGAGGAGCCGUUGGACGAAAGUGAUUCACGUGUGAAACGUUUGAAAGAACAGGACGGUGCAACAAAUCGGGAUGAAUAUAACUUGGAAGAACGAUUCUAUCGUUACGGAGUUCGGCCAGAAUGGCUUGUGGUGCAUCGUGUAAUUAACCACAGGCUUUCUAGAGAUGGCAGAGCAACGUAUCUUGUUAAAUGGAGAGAAUUGGGAUACGACCAGGCAACUUGGGAGGACGAACAUGAGGAUAUUCCCGGAUUAAAACAAGCUAUCGAAUAUUAUCUGGAUCUCAGAGCUGCAAACUGUUGCGAUGGUAGUUCCUCCCGCAAGGGCAAGAAGGGUGAGAAGAGUAAAGGCAAGAAAUCGAAGACCCGCGAACUCAUCGACGACGAAGAAAGAACACCAAAGAGGUAUACACCUCCGCCUGACAAGCCUACAACGGAUCUGAAGAAAAAGUACGAACGCCAGCCAGAGUAUUUGGAUCAGACUGGGAUGCAAUUACAUCCUUAUCAGUUAGAAGGCUUGAAUUGGUUAAGAUAUUCGUGGGGCCAAGGCAUAGACACUAUUUUAGCAGAUGAGAUGGGUUUGGGAAAAACCAUUCAAACUAUCACUUUCCUCUAUUCGUUGUACAAAGAAGGUCACUGCAAGGGACCGUUUCUCGUUUCUGUUCCUCUAUCAACUAUCAUUAACUGGGAACGUGAGUUUGAAACCUGGGCACCUGAUUUUUACUGCGUUACUUAUGUUGGUGACAAGGAUAGUCGUAUUGUAAUUCGUGAGAACGAAUUGUCUUUUGAAGAAGGUGCUGUACGUGGUGGCCGAGCAUCGAAGAUCCGAUCAAAUCAAAUUAAAUUCAAUGUGCUCCUCACGAGUUACGAACUGAUUUCAAUUGAUUCUGCGUGCUUAGGAUCGAUAGAUUGGGCCGUAUUAGUAGUAGACGAAGCGCAUAGGCUGAAGUCGAACCAAUCGAAAUUUUUUAGACUACUAGCGUCUUAUAAUAUUGCUUACAAAUUAUUGUUAACUGGAACUCCUCUGCAAAAUAACUUGGAGGAACUGUUUCAUCUUUUGAAUUUCCUGUGCCGCGAUAAAUUCAACGAUCUGGCGGCGUUCCAAAAUGAAUUUGCCGAUAUUUCGAAAGAAGAACAGGUGAAGAAAUUGCACGAAUUACUCGGACCACACAUGUUGAGAAGAUUAAAGGCCGACGUACUAAAGAACAUGCCGAGCAAAUCAGAAUUCAUCGUUCGCGUCGAAUUAUCGCCCAUGCAAAAGAAAUAUUACAAAUACAUAUUAACGAGAAAUUUCGAGGCGUUGAACCCGAAGGGUGGUGGUCAACAAGUCUCGCUGUUGAAUAUCAUGAUGGACCUUAAAAAAUGCUGCAAUCAUCCAUACUUGUUCCCAGCCGCGUCCCAAGAGGCACCAACCGCACCAAAUGGAAGCUACGAAACAUCCGCGUUGAUCAAAGCAGCAGGAAAAUUGGUCUUACUGAGCAAGAUGUUAAAGAAACUAAGGGAUGACGGACACAGGGUCUUAAUUUUCUCUCAAAUGACAAAAAUGUUGGAUAUCCUUGAAGAUUACUUGGAAGGAGAGGGUUACAAAUAUGAGAGAAUAGACGGUAAUAUCACUGGUGCUCAAAGACAGGAAGCUAUCGACAGAUUUAACGCGCCUGGAGCGCAACAAUUUGUUUUUCUACUUUCUACUCGAGCCGGCGGUUUGGGUAUAAACCUGGCCACCGCUGACACUGUGAUCAUCUACGAUUCCGAUUGGAAUCCUCAUAACGACAUUCAGGCAUUCAGCAGAGCGCACAGAAUUGGCCAAGCUAAUAAAGUCAUGAUCUACAGAUUCGUGACCCGCAAUUCCGUCGAGGAACGAGUCACGCAAGUGGCAAAACGUAAGAUGAUGCUGACACAUUUGGUCGUGAGACCCGGCAUGGGUGGUAAAGGCGCCAACUUCAGCAAACAAGAACUCGACGACAUCUUGCGAUUCGGUACCGAGGAGUUGUUCAAAGAGGAAGAAGGCAAAGAGGAUGAAGCUAUCCACUAUGAUGAUAAAGCUGUGGCUGAACUGCUAGACAGAAGCAAGGAAGGCAUUGAGCAGAAAGAAAAUUGGGCCAACGAGUAUUUGAGUUCGUUCAAAGUGGCGUCGUACGUAACAAAGGAAGGCGAAACAGAAGAGGAAGCCGAUACGGAGAUUAUCAAACAGGAAGCUGAAAAUACAGAUCCGGCUUACUGGAUCAAACUACUGAGACAUCACUACGAACAGCAACAGGAAGACAUUGCCAGAACGCUUGGAAAAGGUAAGCGAAUACGUAAGCAAGUGAACUAUAACGAUGGAGGAGUGACUGGAGACCAGAAUACGAGGGACGAUCAACCAUGGCAGGAGAAUCUUUCUGAUUAUAACAGCGACUUCAGUGCUCCUAGCGACGAUGACAAAGAAGAUGACGACUUCGAUGAAAAGGGUGACGGUGAUUUAUUGUCUCGCAGGAGCAGACGAAGAUUAGAGAGGAGAGACGAAAAGGAUCGACCUCUUCCUCCACUGCUAGCCAGAGUUAAUGGAAAUAUUGAAGUAUUAGGUUUCAACGCCAGACAAAGGAAAGCAUUCCUGAAUGCAAUCAUGCGUUAUGGUAUGCCACCACAGGACGCGUUUAACUCUCAAUGGCUGGUACGAGACCUGAGAGGCAAGUCGGAAAAAAAUUUCAAGGCCUAUGUUUCCCUGUUUAUGCGACACUUGUGCGAACCAGGCGCGGAUAAUGCUGAAACAUUCGCUGACGGUGUUCCGAGAGAAGGUCUUAGCAGACAGCAUGUUUUAACAAGAAUUGGUGUAAUGUCUUUGAUAAGGAAAAAGGUGCAAGAAUUCGAACACAUAAACGGAUACUACUCGAUGCCUGAGAUGAUUCGAAAACCAGUGGAACCAGUGAAAGUGGAUGGUGGUGGAGACGGAGCAACUGGAACCAGCAGUACCAGUGCAACGCCAGCUACUUCCAACGCACCUAGCCCGAGUCCUGCUGCGACUCCGAUCCCAACUGCAGCCACCGGGAACACAAAUACUGACUCCAACAAAUCGAAUUCAGACGUGACGGAAGUGAAAGAAUGCAAGGAGGAACCAAAAGAUAAAGAAAGCGUCGAUACGAAGGACGUGAAGGAAGAACCAAAGGACUCAAAGGAGGAGGAAGAAAGUAAUGCGGAAAGAGAUAAAGAAAACGAGGACGUGAAGAAGGAAGAGAAGGAUACAGAGACAGAGACAUUGGACAAAGAGAAGGAUAAAGCUGAUGUUAAAGAUGAAAAAUCAGUAACAAAACACGACGAGAAGCUAGAUAAUUCCGAAAACAAAGCGAAGCAAGAUUCCGAGGAAGAUGUUGUUAUCGUUAAAGACGACGAGGAAGAAACUGAAAAACGAGAGGAGAAAGACAGCAAAGAUAAGGACAUAAAAGAUUGCGACUCUGAGACCAUAAAGCCUAAGCGUAAGUUCAUGUUCAACAUAGCCGAUGGUGGUUUCACUGAAUUGCACACAUUGUGGUUAAAUGAAGAAAAAGCCGCAGUACCUGGUCGUGAAUAUGAGAUCUGGCAUCGGAGACACGACUAUUGGCUACUGGCUGGUAUUGUUACGCAUGGUUAUGGACGUUGGCAGGAUAUUCAGAAUGACAUCAGGUUCGCGAUAAUAAACGAACCAUUUAAAAUGGACGUUGGUAAGGGUAACUUUUUGGAAAUAAAAAAUAAAUUCCUAGCUCGGCGUUUCAAACUGUUGGAACAGGCGUUAGUGAUAGAAGAGCAAUUGAGAAGAGCAGCGUACCUGAAUUUAACGCAGGAUCCGAACCAUCCUGCGAUGAGCCUGAAUGCAAGAUUUGCCGAAGUUGAGUGCCUUGCAGAGUCACAUCAACACCUUAGUAAAGAAAGUCUUGCUGGGAACAAACCAGCGAACGCUGUAUUGCAUAAAGUACUAAAUCAAUUGGAGGAACUGCUGUCCGACAUGAAGUCUGACGUGAGCCGUUUGCCAGCCACGUUAGCUCGCAUUCCGCCUGUAGCUCAAAGACUUCAAAUGUCGGAGAGAUCGAUAUUGAGCCGACUGGCGGCAACCGCGCCAGGCGGAAGCAGUUCCCAGUCUGGUCAAGCAGCUCUACUGGCGCAACAGUUUCCAGCGGGCUUCUCCGGUGGACAGUUGCCAGCGACGUUCGCCGGUGCGGCCAAUUUCGGGAAUUUUAGACCACAAUACUCAGUACCGGGUCAACCACCACAGGGAUUCACAGCUUGAACAGCAAACGGUUGACAAACAGUGGCUCAAUCGAGAACUUAUAACGGCGCGGAUUAACGCUGUCUAC